Phragmites australis (common reed) is the source of this 1986-nucleotide messenger RNA. Its product is annotated as protein NRT1/ PTR FAMILY 2.3-like. The record is from RefSeq and is a predicted model, not a curated record. Gene Ontology annotation, cellular component: plasma membrane. Gene Ontology annotation, molecular function: transmembrane transporter activity. NCBI's taxonomy places the organism in Eukaryota, Viridiplantae, Streptophyta, Magnoliopsida, Poales, Poaceae. The transcript is spliced from 4 exons. Gene Ontology annotation, biological process: transmembrane transport. Bases 101 to 1813 code for a protein of 570 amino acids.
CUUGCUUAUAAAUAAGUGUUACCUUAGUGCCAUUUCUGUGGCCACGUUCUAGCCAUCUCAAUCAUUGCAUGUACUGAACGCCAUAGGAAAAUUCGGCGGUAUGGAAGCGAACGGCAGGUCGCAAGAACCUCCGCCUCGCCGUAACCUCGCCGUCGAUCACGAGUCCCUGCAGCAGAACGGCGAUCCCAGGAGGAAGGGUGGAUGGAUCACCUUCCCUUUCCUCGGAGUGGCGAUGCUGGGGCUGGGUGUGGCGACGAGCGGCGCGUUGAGCAACCUAGUGGUCUACCUGAUAAAGGAGUACAACGUGCCAAGCGUCGACGCGGCUCAAAUCUCCAACAUCAUCUCCGGCUGCCUGAGCUUGGCCCCGGUGGCCGGAGCCAUCGUCGCCGAUGCUUUCUUCGGCUGCUACCCAAUCGUUGCGGUCUCCAUGUUCUUCUCCGUCCUGGCCUUGGUCGUGUUCACGCUCACCGCGAGCCUGCGGGGCCUCCGGCCGGCGUCGUGCCAGCUGGGCGCCGGCCCGUGCCAGCCGGCCUCGGCGGGGCAGAUGGCGGCGCUGUACGCCGGCGUGUUCUUGAUGUGCGUGAGCGCCGCGGGCUCGCGGUUCAACCAGGCGACAAUGGGCGCGGAUCAGUUCGACGCCGCGGCCGACCGCGACGUGCUCUUCAACUGGUUCUUCAUCUUCUUCUACGCCUCCUCCGUGCUCGGCUCCACGGUCAUCGUGUACAUCCAGGACUCGGUGUCGUGGACGCUGGGGUUCGGCAUCUCCAGCGCUGCCGCCGUGGUCGGGCUCGCGGCGCUGCUCCUCGGCACGCGGUACUACCGCCGGCCAGCCGUGCUGGGCAGCCCGUUCACGGGGCUCGCGAGGGUGGCCGUCGCCGCCGCCAUGAAGAGGAAGGUCAACGUGGCGACGUCAGAGGAGUUGAAGUUUUACCACGGACUACGGAACAGUGACGGCGACGGCAAGACUAGCGACGAUAAUCUUGCUCCAAGCGACAGCUUUAGCUUCCUGAACCGCGCUGCACUGAUCACCGACGGCGACGUCAUCGCCGCGGACGGGUUGGUGGCCCGGCCGUGGCGCAUCUGCACGGUGCAGCAAGUGGAGGACUUCAAGGCGGUGCUCCGCAUCCUGCCGCUCUGGAGCGCGGCCAUCUUCCUCAGCGUCUCCAUCGGCGUGCAGAUCAACUUCACCAUCCUGCAGGCGCUCGCCAUGGACCGCGCCGUCGGCCGCUUCACCGUGCCGGCGGGCUCCAUGAUCGUAGGGUGCCUCAUUGCCGUCGUCGUCUCCCUCGGCCUCCUCGACCGCGUCCUCCUCCCGCUGUGGCGGCGCCUCACGGGGCACAAUCCCACGCCGCUGCAGCGCAUCGGCGCGGGCCACGUGCUCACUGUCGUCAGCAUGGCCGCGUCCGCCGUCAUCGAGCGCCGGCGCCUGGCUACCGUGCGCGCGCACGGCGAGGAGGACAACCCGGGGUGGGUGUCACCGCUGUCGGCCAUGUGGCUGGUCCUGCCCUUCGCGCUGUCCGGUGCCGGCGAGGCUCUACACUUCCCCGGGCAGGUGACACUUUACUACCAGGAGUUCCCACCGUCCCUAAAGAACACAGCCACAGGCAUGGUCGCCAUGAUCGUCGCGCUUGGGUUCUACCUGAGCACGGCCCUCGUCGGCAUCGUCCGGCACACCACGGCGUGGCUGCCGGACAACAUGAACGCUUCCAGGCUGGAGAACUUCUAUUGGCUGCUCGCCGUGCUAGUGUCCGUCAACUUCGGGUACUACCUGCUAUGUGCGAGGUUGUACAAGUACCAGAACGUCGGCAAGUGACGGAAGAUGUCAAGAUCAGGACCAUCAGGCAUCACUCGCUGCAUUCUGGCCAGUUACUUAUAUUUGGAUCCUGUGUGUUGUACGGUGGCGUACUGAACAAAUGUUUCGUGUCAGACUUAAGCUAUGAAGAAAUCAAGCUGUGCAAUAAGAUAUUAUGAGACAAAUGCAUUGAU